AUGGCCCAGAAGCUUUCCAACCUCUUUGCCAUCGCACUAACGGUGGCGACUGGCGUUGUUGGACAUGGACAUGUAAACAACAUUGUCGUCAAUGGGGUGUACUAUCAGGGCUAUGAUCCAACAUCGUUUCCAUACAUGCCAGAUCCGCCCAUCGUGGUGGGCUGGACGGCUGCCGAUACUGACAACGGCUUUGUUUCACCAGAUGCAUAUCAAACCCCUGAUAUCGUCUGCCACAAGAAUGGCACCAACGCAAAGGGGCACGCAUCUGUCAAGGCCGGAGACUCUGUGCUUUUCCAGUGGGUGCCUGUUCCGUGGCCACACAAAAGCACCGUCGUUGACUAUUUGGCCAACUGCAAUGGCCCCUGCGAGACCGUGGAUAAGACUACACUUGAGUUCUUCAAGAUUGAUGGCAUUGGCCUUCUCAGUGGCGGAAACCCGGGCACUUGGGGCUCGGACGUGCUGAUCGGCAACAACAAUACCUGGGUUAUCCAAAUUCCCGAGGAUCUCCAGACGGGUAACUACGUGUUGCGCCACGAGCUCAUCGCCCUACAUAGCGCCGAGCAAGCAGACGGCGCCCAGAACUACCCUCAGUGCUUCAACCUCGCUGUCACAGGCACGGGAUCGCUGCAGCCCUCUGGCGUUCUAGCGACCGACCUUUACCAUGAGACAGACCCUGGCAUCCUCUUCAAUAUCUACACCAGCCCCCUUACGUAUAUUAUACCUGGUCCUACCGUCGUAUCAGGCCUUCCUUCAAGUGUCGCCCAGGCAAGCUCCGCCGCGACGGCCACCAGCAGCGCCACCGUUUCCGGCGGUGGCGGUGGCAGCAGCACCGGAGGAUCGACCAGCAAGACUACAACAGUCGUGAGAUCGACGACGUCAGUCACCUCAAAAGCCAGCUCGUCAACUGCUGUUACCACGCCGCCCCCCGCCGGCGGAACUCAGACCUUGUACGGCCAGUGCGGCGGCAGCGGCUACUCUGGCCCUACUAAAUGCGCCUCGCCAGCCGUUUGCACGACCCUGAAUCCCUACUAUGCGCAGUGCCUUAACUAG
Messenger RNA from Trichoderma atroviride IMI 206040, 1050 nucleotides. RefSeq lists its product as uncharacterized. The record is from RefSeq and is a predicted model, not a curated record. Lineage: Eukaryota; Fungi; Ascomycota; Sordariomycetes; Hypocreales; Hypocreaceae.